AUGACGUCGAACCAAUCUACCAUCACCGAGGAAUGGGUGCUUGGUCCAGAGAACACACCAUUCUACACUAAACGAUGGGCACCGAAGGAUGAAGAACCCAAAGCGUGUAUACUGUUCGUUCACGGUUUCGCCGAACACAUCGCACGAUAUGACAGAUUCUUUACCCUCCUCUCUUCACCACCUCAUUCACUGCACAUCACAGCUUUUGACCAACGAGGACAUGGUAGAACCUCCCAUACACCCUUGACAGCGGACUCGGCACAAGUCCAACAAUGGAAAAAGGAAGGGAAGACCGUCAAAUUAGAGAAGAACGGCAAGAGACGUACAGGAGGUUGGGCAAAGGCUUUACCUGAUAUCGAAUGGUUCGUUAAGAGGGAAUAUGAAGUGGCUAAGGGUCUAGGAAAGAAACUUUUCUUACAUGGAUUCAGUAUGGGAGGUGCAGAGGUUCUGGCAUUUGCGACUCGACCCCAUCCACCACCUUCUCCCGAAACAGUCAAAUUGCUCAGUGGGAUCAUCUCGGGAGGUCCGUUGAUCAGGCAAACCAAACCAGCUUCGUCCAUUCAGGUGAAAGCUGGAAGCUUCGCUGCUGGUUUGGGAUUGGGCAAUAUGCUUAUUCCUACACCUAUGGAUUAUUCUCAUCUCUCACACAAUGAUGAAAUCAACGAGUUGUGUAAAUUCGAUCCAUUCUGCGAACAGACCGGAUCGCUCCGAGGAGUAGCAGAUAUGCUCAACGGUGGUAUAUCCCUCGAUACUCCCGCUGCAUGGAACUCUUGGCCUGAGGAUCUGCCUUUAUUGGUAUAUCACGGAGGGGAGGAUAAUAUAUGUGAUCCGGGGACUGCUAAGAGGUUUGGAGAGAAGGUUAGAGCGAAGGAUAAAAAAGUCGAAAUUAUCGAGGGGAUGUACCACGAAGUGCAUAACGAACUUUCACCUACACCUGAGAAUUUGGCCAAGACGAUUGCCGAUUGGGUGCAUGCUCGAGCUGGUCCGAGUCAACUGUCUGUUGUAGCUGAAGCACAAGAUCAUGGUGGGGUUGUUUCGGCUGUUGAAGGUGCUCAGUCCGCUGCAGUAGGACAAUCUAAACUUUGA
Molecule: messenger RNA, 1086 nt
Organism: Kwoniella botswanensis
Lineage: Eukaryota; Fungi; Basidiomycota; Tremellomycetes; Tremellales; Cryptococcaceae
Exons: 7
Coding region: 1-1086 (361 amino acids)
Cellular component (GO): membrane
Molecular function (GO): monoacylglycerol lipase activity
Source: RefSeq, a predicted model, not a curated record